Cucumis sativus (cucumber) is the source of this 1913-nucleotide messenger RNA. Its product is annotated as U-box domain-containing protein 7. Bases 184 to 1521 code for a protein of 445 amino acids. Gene Ontology annotation, molecular function: protein binding. The record is from RefSeq and is a predicted model, not a curated record. The transcript has 2 exons. NCBI's taxonomy places the organism in Eukaryota, Viridiplantae, Streptophyta, Magnoliopsida, Cucurbitales, Cucurbitaceae.
GGAUGAUAUUACUAUUGGGUUGGGAGUUGUGAGUGAGUGCAUGUGCCUAAUUGCCUUUUCCCUUACCUUCCCUUCCCUUACCUCUGUUUGCUCCAAAAAUCAUCUCUCUCUCUCUCUCUCUUCUCUCUCUCUCACACACACACACACAUUUCAUUAAACUUCCGUUUCUUUCUUUCUCUCAACAUGAAUCCCAUCUCCCCUCUUCCUUCUUCUUCUUCUUCUUCUUCUUCUCCUCAAACACCCAUUUGGGUAUAUUCAUACAUCAAACUUCGAUUUUUUAAUCGAAUCCGAAGGUUCCUUCGUUCCAAAACGCCUAAGAAGCCAUAUGUCUCAACCAAGGACUCAAUCAACGUUACACCAACCGGUAAUGAAGUUAUGCAAGUUGCAGGUGCUGGUUGGGACUGUAAUAGUAGAAUUGAAGGUGGCGCUGAUGUAUCUGCGGCGGCGUUACGGAUGACAGUUAAGAAGCUACACUUCGGGAGCUGGGAAGAGAAGGAGAUGGCAGCCAAGAUGAUUGAGAAAAUGUCUAAAGAGGACGUUGAGGUGAAAAACUUAAUGGUGGACCUCCGGGUUGUACCCGCCUUGGUUUUGAUGGUGGCAUCCGAUGCCGUGGGGCGGCCGGAGGUGGCUGUUAAAGCGUUGCUUGAGCUUGCUAAAGGAAGCUUCGAGAACAAGGCCCUCAUGGUGGAGGCAGGAAUCUUACACAAACUUCCAAGUAACAUCCAAGCCAUGGAUGAAUCAGCAAAGCAUGACUUUGCAAGACUGCUGUUGUCACUGUCAUCUCUGAUCAACUCCCAUUUCACAAUUGCUUUACAGACGAAUGAAAGAGGAAUUCCCUUCCUUGUGGACAUUCUUGAUUCAACCUCAAAUUUCGAGACCCAAAAAUGCUGCCUUGAAACUCUGUAUAACAUCUCCACAGUGCUAGAAAAUGUAGGACCUCUGGUCUCAAAUGGUGUGGUGCACAUCCUCUUGAAAAUGUCCUCAUCCAAAGGCCUUUCAGAUCGAGCACUCGCAGCAUUAGGGAACUUGGUGGUGACUUCACAGGGAAAAAGGGAAAUGGAGAGCAGCCAAAUGGUCCCGGAUAGCCUUAUAAAGAUUAUGACAUGGGAGGACAAACCAAAAUCUACGGAGUUAUCUGCUUAUAUCUUAAUGAUGUUAGCACAUCAGAGCUCAGAACAGAGAGAGAAGAUGGCAAAAUCUGGUAUUGUCGCCGUGCUUCUUGAAGUGGCAUUACUCGGUAGUCCAUUAGCUCAAAAGAGGGCCCUAAAGCUAUUACAAUGGUUUAAGAAUGAGAAGCAAGCAAAAAUGGAUCCACAUUCUGGGCCACAGACAGGAAGAAUAGUGAUUGGGUCGCCUGUAAAUCAAAGAGAAGUUCAGGAAGGGAGAAAAAUGAUGAAGAACUUGGUGAAACAAAGCUUGUAUAAGAAUAUGGAGUUGAUUACUGGGCGAGCUAGUGCGGGAGACCCAGCAAAGCUAAAGAACUUGGUUAUUAGCACCAGUUCCAAAAGUUUACCUUUCUGAAGUUAAUUUCUGUGCUCCAUAAUUUUUUUUUUCCCAUCAGAAGCACAAAAAUACUCUUCAGCAACGACCCUAAGAUUGCAGAAGAUGGUUAGACUUAGAAGAAAAGCGAGUAUUGUCUGGAGAAGCAAGAAAAGAAUUUGCUUAAAGGAGCUUCAUUUUUUGUUGUACAGCUCUGAUCAUGUGGAAAAAUAAAUGACCCGAGAAUUUUUUGGUUCCAUUAUUCUUUGUAAGAAUUGAGCCUACAAAAACUCGACUUGAGUUUUUAAUCUGUUGCUCUUCUUGAUGUCAACAAAUUUGGUCUAGAAAUUUAGGUAGGUAUUUUAUGAACACUACCUAUUAAGAAAAUCUUUGCGAACAUAGAAGUAUAUUUUUUCUCUUAAAAAUCUUGAGAA